AUGGCGAACAACAACCGGGUCGGAGAAAUCGAGGAAGAGGCGGCGGUGCCGUUGUUGCAGAAGACCUCCGAGUCCGACCCGAUUCCUCCGAGGACCCGAACCGUUACCACGAAGGUCCCGGAGGCUGAGGUGCACGUGUACAAGCAAGGGAAGGGCCCGAUCGACGUCAUCAAAACGGGCCUGGCCGGGUGGGAUCAGGACCAGCUCGAGGUGCGCGAGAUCCUGGACAAGUAUGGAUUUAAAUCGAUCUACGCUUUCACGCCCGGAUCGGGUCGGGGCGUGCCUAUCCGGUUCAACCCGAGGAAUGGCCGGUCGCUGCUCACUUACAGGGACGGCGCCGUUAUUUAUGUUGACGGCGAGCCCAAGGACUCAAUGCUGAAGCCCAUUACUAAGAUAUUACUAGGGGUAGCACUAAUAACCUUCAUGAUUGUUAUGGUUCUCAAAGAGACUCCAGAAUGGGCCAAAACGUUAAACUUCUCAGGUGGUCGCAUUCCUCCAUGGGUUUUAGCUUGUGCCGUUAUUCUUUUCACACGAAUGAGGAAGAGAACUAAGAAUUUUCUAGAAAAAUACCUUUGA
Messenger RNA from Striga hermonthica, 576 nucleotides. Lineage: Eukaryota; Viridiplantae; Streptophyta; Magnoliopsida; Lamiales; Orobanchaceae. The record is from the annotation of a GenBank genome assembly.